This is a messenger RNA of Xenopus tropicalis (tropical clawed frog), 4104 nucleotides long. It is a transcript of the gene exo1, whose product is annotated as exonuclease 1. Gene Ontology annotation, molecular function: metal ion binding; 5'-3' DNA exonuclease activity; nuclease activity. Gene Ontology annotation, cellular component: nucleus. The coding region runs from base 245 to 2455 and encodes 736 amino acids. The transcript has 14 exons. Gene Ontology annotation, biological process: DNA repair. NCBI's taxonomy places the organism in Eukaryota, Metazoa, Chordata, Amphibia, Anura, Pipidae. The record is from RefSeq and is a predicted model, not a curated record.
CAACAGUGUCUCGGUGUUAUUUUAUCCCUGACAAGGAACAUCCAACAGCAAUCUGCCUGGAUACUAAUGGACACGUUGCCGUCUACCUCUUCCAACAUGUCCGCAGCUAUUCUUCCCUACGUGUGAUGUAACCGCGCAUGCGCCAAGCUGCGCCAAACUGAGAAAGCGCGCCUUAGUUUAAAGCACCCUCUGUGGCUGAGAGAGACAGAACUGCUGCAGGAAGUGGCGCAAGUGCAAAUAAGCCAUGGGAAUUCAGGGGUUGUUACAGUUCCUAAAGGAAGCAUCAGAGCCAAUCCACGUGAAGAAGUACAAAGGGAAAACGGUGGCAGUGGACACCUAUUGUUGGCUUCACAAGGGUGCAUUUGCUUGUGCCGAAAAACUUGCUAAAGGGGAACCUACUGACCAGUAUGUUCAGUUCUGCAUGAAAUUUGUUCACAUGCUCCUCUCCUUUGGUGUCAAGCCUAUACUUGUUUUUGAUGGAUGCACAUUACCUUCAAAAAAAGAUGUUGAAAAAGCAAGAAGAGAGAAACGACAGACAAACUUGCAAAAGGGGAAACAGCUGCUACGAGAAGGCAAAUUGGCUGAAGCUCGAGAGUGUUUUGCACGCUCUGUUAACAUAACUAGCUCAAUGGCACAUGAUGUUAUCAAAGCUGCUCGUGCUGAAGGUAUUGACUGCAUCGUGGCUCCUUUUGAAGCAGAUUCACAGUUGGCAUAUUUGAAUAAAAAUGAGUUUGCUGAAGCAAUCAUUACAGAAGAUUCUGACCUUUUAGCAUUUGGCUGCAAAAAGGUGAUUUUAAAAAUGGACAAAUUUGGAAAUGGUUUAGAAAUUGACCAGGCACGAUUUGGAAUGUGUAGGUCGCUUGGUGAUGUAUUCACUGAAGAAAAAUUUCGCUACAUGUGCAUUCUCUCUGGCUGUGAUUAUCUUCCCUCCAUUCAUGGCAUUGGAUUAGCCAAAGCAUGUAAACUUCUGAAAAUUGCAAACAACCCUGAUAUUACCACGGUAAUUAAGAAGAUUGGGCAGUAUUUGAAGACCAAUAUAACGGUACCUGAUGGAUACAUUGAAGGAUUUCUUCGAGCAAAUAAUACAUUUCUUUACCAGUUGGUCUUUGACCCUGUGGAAAGAAAGCUAAUUCCAUUAAAUCCCUAUGGGGAUGAUGUUAAUCCGGAAGAAUUAAGUUAUGCAGGGCCAAAUAUGGGAGACUCGGUUGCCCUUCAGAUUGCACUGGGAAAUAUGGAUAUCAACACCAUGAAACAAAUAGAUGACUACAAUCCUGAUAACCCUCAGCUCUCUCAUAGGAGUCAAAGCUGGGACAGUAAGCAGUUAAAUCGAAAGGGAGCACAUACAAAUAGCAUUUGGCAUACAAAAUCUGAGCCUUGUAAAAACAAGAAUGAAGAAAAACACAGCCCAAGGGGCUUAAUCCUUUCAAGCAAAAAGCAGACAGUGAAAAGGCCGUAUGAAGAUGGAGUCUCUGAUACUGACUUGCUCAGCCAGUAUUCAUUUUCUAAAAACAAGAAAGCCAGACCAGAUAGGGACAGCCCUGUACAUCAGGUUCCUGCUAGCACAACAAUUUUACAGCCACUGGAUGGGGCAAACACCAAAGAACCAAAACACCAACCUAAAACCAGGAAUGCAUUUGCUACAUUCCUGCAGAGGCAAAAGGAAGACUGCAGGUCAGUCUCUGCCACAGGAACCCGAAGCAGGUUUUUUUACAAGCCAGCAGAUGAAAAACCCCACUGUACUUUGACAGAUGAUGUAAGCCACCUGGCAGAAAAAGACCAGAUUGUAUGUAAAGGCAGUAUUUUGGAAAUUCCCAAAGAAACACCUCUAUUGGUUGAAGAACAGAAUAUAAAAACUGAAAAAGAGGAUACUUCUAUCAUCAUAGAGGAGUGUAAACAGGGCAAUAAAUGGAUAUCUCCUUUGCAAAACCAAAGGCGCUGCUUUACUUGGUCUGGAUCACUGGUCAGUGAAAGUUCCCUGGCACCCAAGCAAUCUCCCAUGUUGCUCUCACUACAAAAAUUUAACAGAACAGCUCCUUCUAUGAAGGAACAUAAUGAGGUGGAAAGCAAAUGUAAUUGGCAAGCCAGUUGUACCAAGUCAGAUACAGUGUCACCACUCGACUCAAAUGAAAAACUCCUGAAACAGGAUAUAGAGGACGCUGACUUGGAUGAACCUACCAGUACCCCAGAGUCUCCAUGCCAGUUUUCCAUGAAAACCUCACCUGUUCACCAUUCUCUCUUUCCUGAGGGCAUCGCUCCCAAAAGCAAGGUUCCUGGGCUCCUUAAAUCACAGUCUGUAGUUUCUGGACUCAGAACAAAAGUAAAACCAAGGGCACCAGCAAAAGUUAGUGGCUUGACAAACAGAGGUAAUCCAAAGGCUGUUCGAAAUAAUGAAAAUAAUCCGGGACUGCAAGCAACAAUUGGUGACCUUUGGAAAAACUUCAGCUAUAAGAAGUAACAGGUAUUAAUAGGAAUAAUUUUGCUAUUUAUGAACUUGAAGGCUACAUGGAGGACUUUAUUCAAACAGGCUACAACUCUAGUCAUUCUCUGAAGAGUGAUUGCUCUACACAUUACAUGGCAAGCCUUAAACUUCCAGUACAGACCACUGACCUUAAAGGAAAUGGAUUAAUUUUUAUGAAAUUUCUCGUCAGAUUUCAUUUUUCAGCUGUAAUCGCUGCUAAUAUACAGAAAUGUUUAAAUACGGUCUUAAUGCCAUUUUUGCUGGGAAUGUAAUUUUCCAUCAGAAGCACAUUUCUAAUAGCGGAACUUUAAGAUUUCAUAAACUUUCACUGUUCUGGUAGUUGAAACAUUCUCCACAACACAGGGUUCUGCGGAGGAAUUAUUGCGUAUGUUAAUGCUGAAAUGAAUGUAUAUGCAUUUAAUGUGCAAUUUAGCUGCUCUGUAUUUUUUUUCAAGUGGAAUCACAAACACUGUAAAUAAGUAAAUGUAAUUUUGCCUUUAUAUAUACAAUAUACAAAAACUAAAUGUGUUCUUUAUAAUGUUACAUGUCCAAUAGGCCACACUGUCCUUUUUCAAAAUAAAUGGCAAAUAACCGCACUUAAACACGUGCUUGCAGAGUAGAUAUUAAUGCAGUAAAUAUUUUGGGGUUAUAUAGUAAAAUGGGUAAUAUUCGCUACAGGUUUAAUUGGGUGCCAUGGGUUACUGCACUUGCCCAAACAUUUUGCCUUUUAUUACAUAAGAGGGGGUAAGGUAUUUAAUAUUUGAUUUUGUCCAAAAAACACAAGCUUCAUUUGUAAUAGAGUGUAAUUAACUAAUUAUAGUUUUACCGUAAUUGUUUUAAAUUUGAGACUUUUUUUUUAAAGAAAAAAAAAAAACGGACCUAAACUAUAUUGGGAAUUAAAAAGAAAAAUAAUUUCCACAAAUAAUCCACAACAAUUUCAAACAGACAAAAUUGCAUCACCUGUACACUGUUACAUAUGUGACAAAAAUUCUAUGCACAUUGGUUUUAGAUUAGGCUUCCUGGCACUACGGGGCAUACUUUAUAAAUAUUCCUCUUUCUCAAAUUAAGAAAAUACCCUUUACUUUAGUGAGAAGCAAAAUCAUACACCUGCCCAUAGGAAACUUCUAAAUAUACAUUGCAUGUCUUAUGUUGGCUCAACUGUUAUCCAGCAAAUGCCUAACAGACUGCAUCCAUUAGCUUCCUCCAACAUGACCAUUAAGCAAGCAUAUCACCAGCAACUGUAGCUCAAAUGUAUGAGUAACUAGCACCCUGACUGAGUUUGAGCAUUGUUACUUGGGAAUGUGUUUUUUUUCUGUUUUGAGCUUAUGGCAGGGAAUAAGGAUACAUAUUCACUAGCUCUGCUUAGAAAAAGGAUAGUAGUGUGAAAAACUGCAAUGGUGUAAGUAAAUCCCAUUUAUUUGAUCCUCAAUCAUACUCUAGUCUACGGUUUAUUUCAGGAAAACAUCUUUGCUAUUCUGGCCUUAAUGACUGUAUUGCUACUCUUCUGUUUCUUUUUCAAUUGAUACUCAGUUGUAUAUAUAGAAUAUGUUUGAGUGAACUUGUCAACUGUACAUACCUGUAUAUGGUCUAUAAAAUAACCUUGCUCUUUGCACAAAAACUAAUAAAUAAUUUUUUAGAAUUUUUUA